Messenger RNA from Bicyclus anynana (squinting bush brown), 1676 nucleotides. RefSeq names its product organic cation transporter protein-like. Gene Ontology annotation, cellular component: membrane. The transcript is spliced from 6 exons. The record is from RefSeq and is a predicted model, not a curated record. Lineage: Eukaryota; Metazoa; Arthropoda; Insecta; Lepidoptera; Nymphalidae. Gene Ontology annotation, molecular function: transmembrane transporter activity. Gene Ontology annotation, biological process: transmembrane transport. The coding region runs from base 1 to 1650 and encodes 549 amino acids.
AUGACCGUCGACGAGAAAAUAGAAGUUGAAAAUGAGGAAGGGGUCAGGAAAGGGUUCGAUUUGGACAUGAUCCUGACGACCGAGGUGGGGCAGUUCGGGCCCUAUCAGAUCUUCAUGGUCUUUUUGGCAACGUUCCCGGUUAUAUUCUCCGCGCUGGCCGCUGGAGAGUACAUCUUCACCACCUCUAGGAUACCCACCAGAUGUCUCAUACCGGAGUGCGACGACGUAGUGCCUUCCUAUGUGCCGGAAUGGCUCCUCAACGCCAUCCCGGGGAGCAGUCUGAGCAGCUUCGACAAUUGCCGGAGGUUUGCUAACAGCAGCUCAGUGGGUAGCCCGAUCCCGGGGCAGUGUCCGGCCGACUGGUUCGACAGAUCCCAGGAAGUGCUGUGCGAGGACUUCGUGUACGAAAACCAACUGAGCAUCGUGUAUGACUUUGGGUUGGCGUGCGAUGAGUGGAAGCGCUCCCAGAUCGGCUCCAUCCGCACCAUCGGCACGCUGCUGGUGCUGCCCAUCACCGGCUACAUCAGCGACCGCUGGGGGCGGCGCAUCGCGCUCAUCAUCAACGCCUUCAACACCGGCUGGCUGGGCCUCGUGCGCUCCUUCGUGCACUCCUACGACUGGUUCCUCAUCACCGAGGUCAUCGAGUCCACCAUCGGCGCCGGCGCCUUCUCCUCGUGCUACAUCUUAGUGACUGAGUUGGUCGGUCCCAAAUACCGUGUCAUCGUUGGAACCACGAUGUCGACGAUGUUCGCCGUAGGACAGGUGAUACUCGGACUGAUCGCAUGGGCCGUGCCCGCCUGGCGCCCCCUCACGCAGAUCCUCUACGCACCGCAACUGCUCAUCAUCUUCUACUUCUGGAUCAUGUCUGAAUCCGUCCGCUGGCUCAUGAGCAAAGGUCGCUACGAUGAGUCAGAAGUUAUCCUCAGAAAGGCGGCUAGAAUGAACAAAAGAAUGUUGUCAGAGAAGUCGUUACAAGCACUCCGUGCGACCGCAGAAGCUGAGAAGUUGAAAGAGAAGCCUAAUGAAGCUUGGUUGGCGAUUCAAGUGAUCCGAUCUCGUCGUAUACUGUUGCGAUGCAUCGUCUCUCCGAUAUGGUGGAUCACCAACACCCUGGUUUACUACGGCAUGUCCAUCAACGCAGUGAAUUUAUCAGGCAACCGCUACCUGAACUACGUGUACGUGGCGCUGGUGGAAAUCCCCGGGUACUGGACGGCCAUCUUGUUGUUGGACCGGGUCGGCAGGAAGCCGGUGCUGGUCGCCGGGUACUGGUUGUGUGCGGGAUGUCAGUUCGCUUUUGCAUUCAUACCGAGUGGUUACUACGGCUUGUCCCUGACAUUCUACCUGAUCGGCAAGUACGCCAUAGCCGUGGUCAUGACGUCAGUGUACAUCUACACCGCGGAGCUGUACCCCACCAAGUACCGGCACAGCCUGUUCGCCUUCUCGUCGAUGUUGGGUCGGCUCGGCUCCAUCACUGCGCCUCUCACGCCGGCAUUAGCUUUAACGGUUUGGGAGAGCUUUCCGUCAGUGCUGUUCGGUUCCUUCGCGCUGCUGUCCGGCGCGCUGAUCUUCCUCACCCCGGAGACCCUGGGCACCAAGCUGCCCGACACCAUAGCAGAGGCUGAGCAGCUCGGCGUUCAGAAACGAAAGUGAUCUCACGCAUAAAUAUAAUUAUUAGA